Gymnogyps californianus (California condor) is the source of this 1128-nucleotide messenger RNA. RefSeq names its product proteasome 26S subunit, ATPase 4 (gene PSMC4). The record is from RefSeq and is a predicted model, not a curated record. Gene Ontology annotation, molecular function: ATP binding; ATP hydrolysis activity; proteasome-activating activity. Gene Ontology annotation, cellular component: proteasome regulatory particle, base subcomplex. Gene Ontology annotation, biological process: proteasome-mediated ubiquitin-dependent protein catabolic process. Lineage: Eukaryota; Metazoa; Chordata; Aves; Accipitriformes; Cathartidae.
CGGCUGCUGCGCGCCGUCACGAUGGAGGAGCUGGGGCUGCUGGGGGAGAAGGCGCAGGAUGAGGUGCCAGCGCUGGCCGCCCCCCGCCCGCCCGCCGGCCUCUCCUUCCUGGUGCCAGAACCUGAGGACCUGGAGGACCUCUACAGCCGCUACAAGAAGCUGCAGCAGGAGCUGGAGUUCCUGGAGGUGCAGGAGGAGUACAUCAAGGACGAGCAGAAGAACCUGAAGAAGGAGUUCCUCCACGCCCAGGAGGAGGUGAAGCGGAUCCAGAGCAUCCCCUUGGUCAUCGGGCAGUUCCUGGAGGCCGUCGACCAGAACACCGCCAUCGUGGGCUCCACCACCGGCUCCAACUACUACGUGCGGAUCCUGAGCACCAUCGACCGGGAGCUGCUGAAGCCCAACGCCUCGGUGGCCCUGCACAAGCACAGCAACGCGCUGGUGGACGUCCUCCCACCCGAGGCCGACAGCAGCAUCAUGAUGCUCACGUCAGACCAAAAGCCGGACGUGAUGUACGCCGACAUCGGGGGCAUGGACAUCCAGAAGCAGGAGGUGCGGGAGGCCGUGGAGCUGCCCCUCACCCACUUCGAGCUCUAUAAGCAGAUCGGCAGACCCCCACGGGGUGUCCUCAUGUACGGACCCCCCGGCUGCGGCAAGACCAUGUUGGCCAAGGCUGUGGCCCACCACACCACAGCCGCCUUCAUCCGGGUGGUGGGCUCGGAGUUCGUCCAGAAGUACCUGGGGGAGGGUCCCCGCAUGGUGCGCGACGUCUUCCGCCUGGCCAAGGAGAACGCCCCCGCCAUCAUCUUCAUCGACGAGAUCGACGCCAUCGCCACCAAGCGCUUCGACGCCCAGACCGGAGCCGACCGGGAGGUUCAGCGCAUCCUCCUGGAGCUCCUCAACCAGAUGGACGGCUUCGACCAGAACGUCAACGUCAAGGUGAUCAUGGCGACGAACCGGGCGGACACCCUGGACCCGGCGCUGCUGCGUCCCGGCCGCCUGGACCGGAAAAUCGAAUUCCCGUUGCCCGACCGACGGCAGAAACGUCUCAUCUUCUCCACCAUCACCGGCAAGAUGAACCUCUCCGAGGAGGUGGACCUCGAGGACUGUAUCUGGGGACACCGUCAAUGA